AUGGACACACAUCUCAGACGGAUUCUCCUCUCCGCUGUUUUACUUAUUUUUGCUGUUGUAGCUCUUUUACUGCUCACUGUAUCAGUGCAGAAGAUCCAGGAACCUCAACAGCACAUGUAUGGGAUUGUUCUGGAUGCUGGUUCGUCCCACACCACCAUGUACGUGUACAAAUGGCCAGCUGACAGACAAAACGGCACAGGCGUGGUCACCCAGCACAGCGAGUGCACUGCUAAAGGAGGAGGCAUUUCUAGUUACGCUGGUCAGCCGGGUGCUGCAGGCCGCAGCCUGGAAGCAUGUCUGAAACAAGCAGUGCAGGACAUUCCCCCGGAACGGCAUCAUCUCACACCGGUGUACCUAGGAGCUACAGCUGGAAUGAGACUUUUAAAUCUCUCCAGCCCUGAGAUGUCAAGCCAAGUCCUUCAGGAAGUGGGACAAACAAUCAAAUCUUUCCCCUUUAACUACAAAGGUGCGACUAUAUUGAGUGGUAAUGAGGAAGGAGCUUACGGAUGGGUCACUGUGAACUACCUGCUGGAAAACUUCAUCAAGUAUGGCUUCGUAGGCCGGUGGAUGAACCCAGGCAGACAGACUGUCGGUGCACUGGACUUAGGAGGAGCGUCAACUCAGAUCACGUUUGUGACCCAGGAGGAGGUGCAGGAUUCUAGAGACCACAUGACGUUGCGUCUGUAUGGGCAGGAAUAUUCUCUGUACACACAUAGCUACCUGUGCUACGGGGCAGUCGAGGUCCUGCGCAGGCUCCUGGCCCAUCUGCUUACGGCACAGCAUAGCACGACCACAGUGUAUCAUCCAUGCUUCCCGUCGGAUCACAAUGAGACCCUGAAGUUACAACAAGUAUUCGAGUCACCCUGCACCAAAUCACAGAGACCCUCAUCGUAUGAACCUCAGGCAUCGGUGACUAUACAGGGCACGGGAAACUACCAGCACUGCAUGGGGAACAUGUCCGAGAUCUUUUCCUUCCAGGAAUGCUUGUAUUCCAAGUGCUCUUUCGACAGCGUGUUUCAGCCAAAUGUUACUGGAAGCUUCAUGGCUUUUUCUGCCUUUUUCUUUACUCAUGAUUUUCUACAGAAGAGCACAGGACUCAGCAUUAGCACCCCUGAUCAUCUCCAAAAUGCCGCUCAGGCUGUGUGUAACAUGACCAUUAUGAAGAUGAUUGAGAAAGUUUCAGGCGUUAAGAAGUCGUUCCUGAGGGACUACUGUGCACUGACCGUGUACAUACAGAUUCUGAUGCUAAGGGGCUAUGGCUUUAACGAGGAUUCCUUCCCAAAAGUCUCCUUUCAGAAGAAGGCCGGGGACUCAUCUCUCGGCUGGGCGUUGGGCUUCAUGCUAAACAUGAGCAGCAUGUUGCCGGAGGACAGUGUGAAUUUUAGACGAGCCCUGCAUCCUGGUGCCUGGGUCGUUCUCCUAAUUCUUCUAUCCUUCCUCAUCAGCAUCAUGCUGGCCUUCAUCCUUGUGCAAGUCUGCCGCAGGAAGAGGAGUAAUGCCUAAUAAUAAACAAUAGAGGGCAGAGGAGGGUUACGAGUGCUUCCCUUUCAGAGCUCAUCAGCUGUUCUCAUUAGAUUUUUAAAACUGUACCAUGUUUAUACCUGUACACAGUAACAUUACAAACACUUAUAAUAUCCUAGUCUUAAUAUGUAUUUGUUUAAGACAGAUGAGCAACAGUACAAACAUUAAAAUCUCAGACUUAGUGCUGUUAGUUCUAUAAAAUGUUUUGUCUUUUGUAUAUUUGCCAGCAAGAGUUUCAGAUGAAUAGCUAUUAAUUACCAGGGAUUAAAGCCUGUUGGGUUUAAAAGUUGACCUUAACCUUGUUUUACAUUCCAUUCCAAACCAUGGGCAUUUAUUAUUGACUUGUUUUCAUUUGCAGCUUAAUUCAUUCUUCGGCAAAGGUUUUUCACAAAAUGUUGGCAUGUGUCUGUAAACUGUGCUCAAUCAUUGAUGUGGAACUCUAGAUAUAACAAUUCAUAACUCAAAAGGGGUAUCAAAAAGGGUAUUACUCAAAAUCCUUUGUGCAACAAUAUGUUCAAGGUACAUGGAACUCACCACUCUAUAGCUAGACCAUAGAUAAGCCAAUAGCAUAACCACAAAACAAAACAUCUGCCAUAAAUUAGAAACUGCUGGAACAUGGAUGGCACUGUCCACAGUCAAUCAAUCUUCAUUUCUCCUUGUGUUAUCUAAUAAAUUACCUUUGUGCUCAUCCUCA
This is a messenger RNA of Trichomycterus rosablanca, 2215 nucleotides long. It is a transcript of the gene entpd2b, whose product is annotated as ectonucleoside triphosphate diphosphohydrolase 2b. The record is from RefSeq and is a predicted model, not a curated record. The transcript has 9 exons. Lineage: Eukaryota; Metazoa; Chordata; Actinopteri; Siluriformes; Trichomycteridae. Gene Ontology annotation, cellular component: plasma membrane. The coding region runs from base 1 to 1503 and encodes 500 amino acids. Gene Ontology annotation, molecular function: hydrolase activity.